This is a messenger RNA of Nerophis lumbriciformis (worm pipefish), 2368 nucleotides long. It is a transcript of the gene tat, whose product is annotated as tyrosine aminotransferase. Lineage: Eukaryota; Metazoa; Chordata; Actinopteri; Syngnathiformes; Syngnathidae. Gene Ontology annotation, biological process: L-tyrosine catabolic process; L-phenylalanine catabolic process; biosynthetic process. The record is from RefSeq and is a predicted model, not a curated record. Gene Ontology annotation, molecular function: L-tyrosine:2-oxoglutarate transaminase activity; pyridoxal phosphate binding.
GAGAGACACAUCUUUUGGCUAGACCUCCUCCGGGUUCCUGCAGAACUGUAAAAUGACGCUCGCUUGUCAUGAAGCAACUUUUUGUUCAACGAUGCGUGCCCGACGUCUCCUUUGAUCCCUUCUCACCACCACGUCCUCCUCAACAACAGAAUUCUAUUUUCAGAACAAAUCCAUCCAAGAACGAACGUACAGCUACAGGGUGGACACAACAGGAAAAUUGCUCGGUUCGGCGGCGCCCUGUGAAAAAGGUACCAGUGAAAAGACUUAUCAUGAGUGCCCGGAAUGACGGCAAGCCUUACUUGGUGCAGAUGAAUGAAAAUGGAGCCCACAACAAACCCAAUGUCAACAACAAACAGAUGAAUGUAGGCACAGUCAAUGGGAAGAGCGUCCAUCACGUAAGAGUCAACAGAAGUCUUUACCCGGUCAAGUCCAAGAGCCGCAGAGAGCGAUGGGAAGUGAAGCCGUCUGUCAUGGCCGACAACACCUUUAAUCCCAUACGAGCAAUUGUGGACGGGAUGAAACUCUCGCCCAAUCCCAAUAAACCCAUGAUCGCUCUUUCUAUAGGGGAUCCCACUGUGUUCGGAAACCUUCCGACAGACGAUGCAGUGCUGCAAGCCAUGAAGGACGCCAUCGAUUUGCAGCAGUACAAUGGCUACGCUCCUUCCGUUGGAUACUUGAAGAGCCGACAAGCAGUCGCCAACUUUUACAGCUGUCCUGAGGCUCCUCUUGAGGCAGAGGAUGUCAUUCUGACCAGCGGCUGUAGUCAAGCCAUUGACCUGGCGAUCAGUGUCCUUUGUAACCCAGGAGACAACAUUGUGGUUCCAUGUCCAGGCUUCUCCUUAUAUAAGACUUUGGCUGUUUCCAUGGGCAUCGAGGUCAGACUGUACAACCUGAUGCCCGAGAAGUCAUGGCAGGUGGACCUGCAACACUUGGAGAGCCUGAUGGAUGACAAGACAUCCUGUCUGAUUGUCACCAACCCAUCAAACCCAUGCGGUUCUGUGUUCACCAAGGACCACCUACAGAAGAUCCUCACAGUGGCCUCCAGAAACCAUGUGCCUAUCCUGGCAGAUGAAAUCUACAGCAACAUGGUUUUUCCAGGUUGCGACUGCCCUUCCCUGCCGUCCCUCAGUAGCGAUGUUCCCAUUAUUUCGUGCGGAGGCUUGGCUAAACGCUGGCUCGUCCCCGGUUGGAGGUUGGGAUGGAUCCUCAUCAAUGACAGGAACAACAUCUUUGGCUCUGAGAUUCGACAAGGCCUGGUCAAACUGAGCCAACGUAUUCUUGGAGCUUGCACCAUCGUCCAGGGUGCCCUGGAGGGAAUCCUCAACAACACACCUGAAAGCUUCUACCAUGAUACUGUUCGAUUCCUCAAGUCCAACGCUGAGAUUUGUUUUAACGAGCUGUCCACAGUGCCCGGCUUGAACCCCAUCAUGCCCUCAGGGGCCAUGUACUUGAUGGUCGGAAUUGACAUCGAUCGCUUCCCAAACUUCCACAAUGACGUCAACUUCACUGAGCAGCUGGUGACUGAACAGUCCGUUUUCUGUCUGCCCGCAACGGCGUUCGAGUAUCCCAACUUCUUCCGCAUAGUGGUCACGGUGCCGGAGCAGAUGAUGGUGGAAGCGUGCCGUCGGAUCAGGGAGUUUUGCCAGCGCCACUAUCGGCCCGACAGCCACGACAGCAACAACCUGGACCAGUAAUACGGCAGUCACGCCCACCUGUUGCCAUGGAAACCUAUCCCUCAUACUGAACAGGUUUAAAGUGUACAACAGUGUUUCAUAUCGCUUUUUCCAGUGAUUUGUGGUUGACAUGGCCAAAGCUUUUAUUUAAACAACAUCUAUGAACCUUCUUGUUUUGCAUAUUUAUCUAAUUGUUUGACUGCUUUUACAUUCCUGGACAUCUUUAGGAUGGCAGACCAUGCAUACUUGAUAGCUGUGUCUCAAUUGGCGCACUUGUGUACUUGCACUCAGUCUAUUGAGUGCACGAGUGUGAGAAGUACACUGCCAGUCCUCACACAGACACACACACACACACACGCGUGCACACACACUUGCCAUUAAAACGUACACCACUUCCUGUUAGUGUAAUACAGUGUACACAGUAUAUUUAUUGAAGUGCACUGAUGCAAGUACAUUCUUAAACACUUCACAAUCAGUGCAAGUGAACACAUUUGUAUAUUGUAUUGUACAAAAAUGUCUCAAGAAAGAUUACUUUUCUUCUUUUUUAUUACAGAUUUUAUAUGAAUAAAACCUUACACUGCCAACAGGAAUAUACUCUGUAUUUGAUCAGGAAAUCUGUAAAUUCAUCCAUUUUUCACUGAAGAUUAAAUUAAGAGAUGAUUGAAAUCGCACAUAAAAUAAAUUUGUAACACAGA